AUGUACCGCGGUUUCUAUUCUAUCAAGCAAGAAGAGGACUAUAUCAUGUCUUCUUCCGCCCUAUCUUCAGGCAAACACCAUGGUAUGAAGGGAGGUAGAGAGGCCCCUUCUACUUCUCCUGUUUCUGCGUCUGCUUCUGAUCCGGAGAGCAAGAGUGGAAGUAAAAACAGACGUCGAAUUCAACUCGCGCCGGAAACGACUCAGCUAUUACCAGCGCCAGGGAGUGCUCUGCCAUUUCCUUAUCAUCAUCCAUCAAUGACCAACAGCAAUGGCAACACCCCGCUUAUCACCUCAGCCAGCUCGGAUUCUUUUGGCAGUCGAGUUCACCAACAACAAGCCGAUCCUUCAACUCUGUCGCCUCUCGUGUACGGUAUGACAUAUGCUAGAUCCCAGUCACUGUCCGAUCUGGGGAACUAUCACCGAGUUGACUCGCUGCAAAGAGAGUCGCCCUACGUGGCAGCAGUAGCAGCAGCAGCAGCAGCAAGCAGCGGUGGCGCCGGGUUGAUGGAAGAUAUCUACAAUACGCCGUAUGGUCUGCACAGCCCAUCAUGCAUACCCGCGACAAGCACUUCCGAUACUAUGACGGACUACUACGGCUCUUUGGACAGUCCGAAGGCAUGGAGUCAUGCUGCUGAUGUUGCAAUGGCGGCUGACCUGGCGCGAUCACAGAAUACUAUUUUCUACGCAGCCGACGUCCCAACACUCUUCCCAACCGCAAACCUGCUUUCGCCCGGCGACAUGUCCACACAUCGCGUCUUGCCGAUGCCCACGACCAGCACCGGUAGCGGUAGCGGCCCAUCAUCAGUGAAUGUUGUCAAUACACCGUACCUCCGCGACAUGGAUAUGGUAGCAACUUCCGAUCUCUCUUUUAUCCCUGGGGGAGAAGACGACGACGACGAUGAUGAAGAAAGACCGACAAACAUCUAUUCCCCUACAGCUAAAUCAUCAAAGAGUUCAUCCUUUGUAGGCAGGGUUUAUGGUAAACCUGAUGCUGCUACCGCCACACCAGAGCGUCUUUCACACGCUCUUGGUGGCCGGGUUGCUUCUUCACAUCAUCAUCAUGGCCACCAUGGUCAGAACUACAUGGCCAGAUACACGGCAAUCGCAGAGGGUUCUUUGGAUACGCUCCCCAUCACUACCACGUCAUCGUCAGCGUUCACUCGGUCUGGCACCACGGAUUCUUCGAGUGAUAUAGAAGAGCCGCUGAUGAUGUCGAUGUCGAGAAAACGACGACAGAAGCAGCAACACUGA
Messenger RNA from Talaromyces atroroseus, 1251 nucleotides. RefSeq lists its product as hypothetical. The transcript has 3 exons. NCBI's taxonomy places the organism in Eukaryota, Fungi, Ascomycota, Eurotiomycetes, Eurotiales, Trichocomaceae. Bases 1 to 1251 code for a protein of 416 amino acids. The record is from RefSeq and is a predicted model, not a curated record.